AUGACCGACACCUUCACGGUUCCGUACCUGCCCUGCCAGGUCAAGGCCAUCUACUCGUGGUCGGGCGAGGAAGACAACGACCUGGGCUUCAUUGAAGGAGACAUCAUUGACGUCCUCAACACGGGAGACGGAAACUGGUGGACUGGCAAACUACGACGAAACAACGUCACUGGAGUGUUCCCUCGCAACUUUGUGGUUCUGGACGAGCCCAAGGGCGGCCGACGACCCCACCAGCCGCCUCAGAAACGGUACACUCUGUGUGACGGAGACGACAGCUACAACGGAGGAUACAGCUCAGCUGACGCUUCUCAGGUGUCUCUGGAGCUGACGAGGUCUCCCUCGACUGAAGUGUCUGCUCUGGACAUUGCUAAGCCCGUCAAUGGCGGUUACAAGUCUUUGGAUCCCGCUCAAUCUUCGCCACAGUCUUUUGACCCACUUGCUAAGCUAAGUAUGCAUCUUCAGAGUAUUGAUCUGGGACAUGAUCCACUGUACCCUCCUGUUCCUCCUCAUGGAGUGAAGCAAACCUCCAACACACGCAGCGGCAAUCAGUCUACAAACUCACACAAUGCCACCUACGACAAAUACUCAUCUCUGUCUAACCACAAAAGAACCAACUCGGAUGAUGGUAACUUUUCUGGCGACUUUUCCGGAGACUACUCUGGGGAUCUGGUCAACCACAAGUUUGACAGAGACAUUACUCCACGACACAAUGGUCUCGACCGGACGCCAUCGCCGCUCAGAAACGCCAUGGACGACGUUCUGCUGAGUCUAGAUGGUAUGAAACAAGGUGCUAGAGCACAACAAGACUACAGAGAUUUCACACCUACCAAAGACAGACCAUACGGGGCUGUCCAUACGCCAAUGGCGUACCGACCUGAGGCAAGGAGACAGUUGUCGUACCACGAGAAACGGUCCUCUUGGAUCCAAAGUGCAGGCCAGAAGACUUUUCAUAUGGGCGACAAUGAGAGUGCGGCUUCUUCAGACGACGAAGAAGAUGUUCCAUUUUCUCCCGACUCUUAUGGCAAGCUUCCAUUUUCGCCUGACUCGUACAGUGGGGGUUCUGCUGGAGUCCAUCGAGCAGACACUGUCAACUCGUACUCCUCGGAGAUGACAAAAAUGUCUGGGGUUUCGGGCUGUUCUUUGCCGACCACUGUGUCUGAUUUCAGUGCCACUUCUGCUGCUGACUUCCACAUGCGCCAGGGUCUCCACGAAGUGACCACAAAGUACAUGGCUGACAUUGAGUCCACUAUGAAGACAGAUUCCGCUGACUACGAUGCCACGGAGGUGCCCGUGGCUCUGCCCAACCAGUUGGGUCCCGAGAAGUCGCUCAAGAUGCGAAAGUCCACGGGCUUCCUCAAGAAGUUCAUUAAGAAGGUGACCAACACAGUUCCUUCUUCAGGCUCGACUCCAAACAUGUACAAGACAGCAUUUGUGGAGUCUUCGCCGUCUUCACGAGCUUCGCCCAAACGAACCGCUUCCAUCAAGUCCAACAAGUCCAGUCGCUCGCUCCGGUCCAUCAAGUCUCUGUCGGCAAUCUCCUUCUCCUCCAGCAACUUCAGCUCCGCAGCUCUCAUGAGCGAACCAAGCAAGACCAGCAAUGUCAAGCAGUCGGCUGUGGAUCCCAAACAGUGGAUUGAGAUUCGCCAGAAUGUCCACAGGGCCAACACCGUUACCGCUGUGGAACGUAAGGAGCGGCAGAAGAAACUGGCUCUGGAGGGUAUCAGAUGCAUUGAGCCGCUCAAGAAAACAGCGCAACUCAUCUCGCCACGGAAGAUUGAAACUGAUCUCAGUCACGUGGACCGCUACGUGCGAACACAAAUGUCUUCGCUUGCGUCGUCGUCCACUCCCCACCUGCUCAUGUCCAGACAUGUCAUGCCACAGUUCCAAUAUGAGAUUGAACGGCUCCGAGCUGUCUUCAUGUUCUGUUCCGAGAAGCUCAAGUGGACUGGAGACCAUGCCGAGAGAUAUGACAUUGACUUACAAGCGACGAUGCAAAGCCGAAAGGCCACCACUCAGGAAGUGGCCAUGUUGGUGUCGCAUAUGUGUGCUGCCUUGGGAGUGCACUGCCAGGUUAUCCCAGGUAUGCUCAAGGCCCCUGGAGGGGUGUUUGACUCGCGAUCCACACUAACACCAAACCACUUCUGGAAUGCGGUGCUUGUGGAUGACCAAUGGCGAGUCAUGGACUGCACUCUUGCCAACCCUUCGUUCCCGCUGCGAUAUCAGUACUCUGCAGCCAGUGAUCGAGCCUGCGACGACUUUUACUUCCUCGCUUCCCCUGCGGAGGCCAUCUACACGCACAUCCCCACCAAGGAGACGUACCAGCAUCUUGAGCCCGGCCCUCUGGAUCUCAUGACCGCUCUUGCACUGCCUGUGCUGUGUCCUAAGUACUGGGACACGCGGGUCAAGCUCACCAACUACGACACCACUCUGAUGCGGCUCAAGAACCUCGAGGUCGGAGAAGUGACCUUCACUGUGUCUCCAGACAUGGAGAUCUUUGCGGACGUGCAACCGGGCUCUUUUGCUGCCCAUGGACACUCGGCCAUGCUUGAAUACGCAGCCUCCAGAACCAUCCAAAAGGUGCCCACCUUGUGCCAGGUGUACUGGGAGUUUGGCAAGCGAAUCUACCGGGUCAAGGCCGUUCUUCCUCCUGGUUUCGCACAGGGACUGGUCAACGUCUAUUGUGGUCCCAAGGGCAAGAACUCAUCGCACAGAAAGAACCACCAUCCUGUCGUGGCAGCCUUCCCCAUCACACACAGUGGAACCACUCAGCAGUUUGAGUUUGUCAUCAGACAUCCCACUCCUCACUGCAAGCUGCAGGAUCUCUAUGUGGUCCAACCCCAGUGCUACAAACUCACAGUCGGCAACAUCUACCACUUUGCCAUCAAGCAGCACCCCAGCUCGGGCAUCAACUCUGGCUCCGGCUUUGCCCGCACCAAAAUCGCCAUUCAGCCUCCUUCGGGCAAAAUCACAAAACUCGUGCUCAAGGAAGACGACUCCACCACCACCCACGGGCUCUGGGAGCUCAGUGUCAAGUGUACCGAAAGCGGCCCCUGGCGGGCGCUGGUGCUCACUGACAGUGGCAGUGCAUGGAGCGUCUUUGCUGAAUGGCUCUGUAGCUAA
Yarrowia lipolytica CLIB122 is the source of this 3120-nucleotide messenger RNA. RefSeq lists its product as uncharacterized. Gene Ontology annotation, biological process: mitotic division septum assembly. Gene Ontology annotation, molecular function: protein binding. NCBI's taxonomy places the organism in Eukaryota, Fungi, Ascomycota, Dipodascomycetes, Dipodascales. Gene Ontology annotation, cellular component: cytoplasm; mitotic actomyosin contractile ring. The record is from RefSeq and is a predicted model, not a curated record.